AUGCUGCACUCAACGCUCCUGACGGCCUUGUCCGUCUCUGCGGCCAUCACCCUCGUGGCCGCAGUCUCAUCCCAGACAUACUCUUGGAAGAACGUCAAGAUCGGCGGCGGGGGCGGUUUUGUGCCCGGCAUCGUCUUCAACCCCUCCGAGAAAGGCCUCGCAUAUGCGCGCACGGACAUUGGCGCGGCUUACAGGCUCAACUCGGACGACUCCUGGACGCCUCUGCUGGAUUUUGCCGACGAUGCGCGUUGGGAUUAUUGGGGUGUCGACGCACUUGCGACAGACCCUGUGGAUCCCAGCCGGCUGUACCUGGCGACUGGCAUGUACACAAACUCGUGGGAUCCCAACAACGGGCAAAUCCUGAUCUCCACCGACCGUGGCGCUUCGUUCACGCCUUCUAAACUUCCUUUCAAAGUUGGCGGCAACAUGCCUGGUCGCGGCAUGGGUGAGCGCCUUGCCAUCGACCCGAACAGUAACAACAUCUUGCUGUUCGGUGCUCGGAGCGGUAAUGGCCUGUGGAAGUCUACUGACCACGGCGCUACAUGGAGCCAGGUCAAGAGCUUCCCCAGUGUCGGUACCUACAUCCCUGACCCCACAGAUGCCUCUGGAUACAACAGCGACAUCGUCGGCUUGGCUUGGGUCACCUUCGACUCGACUUCAGGCACCUCAGGCACUGCUACUCCUCGUAUCUUCGUCGGUGUGGCCAACCUUGGAGCCAACAACGUCUUCGUGUCUCAGGAUGCCGGUUCAACUUGGAGCGCUGUUGCUGGGCAGAACCACACAUUCAUGCCUCACAAGGGUGUUCUCUCCAAAGCGGAGAAGGCACUCUAUGUUUCGUACUCCGAUGGUGCUGGUCCCUACGAUGGCACAAACGGCUACAUUCAUAGGUACGACAUUGCUGCUGGCACCUGGAAGGACAUUACUCCCGUGUCUGCCGGUGACCUCUACUUCGGCUUUGGCGGCAUUGCCCUCGAUGCCCAGAAACCUGGUACGAUCAUGGUCGCUGCGCUUAACGCUUGGUGGCCCGACGGACAGAUCUUCCGCUCAACUGACAGCGGUACGACCUGGACUGGGCUCUGGGCGUGGGACUCGUACCCAUCGAUGGACCGCUACUACGCGUACGACGACAGCUUAGCGCCCUGGAUUGGGCCUUCCAUGACGGCCUCCGACAUUGAAAAGCAGAUCGGUUGGAUGAUGGAAAGUCUCGUCAUCGACCCCUUCGACUCGAACCACUGGCUCUACGGCACGGGGUUGACCAUCUACGGCGGUCAUGACCUGUUGAAGUGGGACACGGUCCGCAACGUGACGCUCAAGUCGCUCGCCGACGGAGUGGAAGAGACUUCUGUGCAAGGCCUUAUCUCUCCCCCCUCAGGUCCUCCGCUGAUUUCUGCCAUUGGCGAUAUUGACGGAUUCGUCCACACUAACCUCGACAAGGCUCCCACUACCUCCCGGACGGAGCCUACAUACACUACCUCUUCGGACAUCGACUACGCCGGCAACAAGCCCUCCAACAUUGUUCGUGUCGGUACCUCGACGGAUGGUUCCCAGGGCAAACAGAUCGCUCUCUCGUCCAACUCUGGUUCCACCUGGUACCAGGACUACGGCGCACCUGACAACGUUGGCGGCGGCAAGGUCGCCCUCUCCGCCGACGGCGACACCGUUCUUUGGAAGACGCCCUCCAACGGCAUCAUGGUCUCGCAGUUCACCAACUCCUUCGCCGUCGUCUCCUCGCUCCCCUCCACCGCCGUCAUCGCCUCCGACAAGCGCAACAACUCGUUCUUUUACGCAGCGGACUCGUCCAAGUUCUACCUCUCCACCGACGGCGCCAAGACCUUCGCCGCCACUGCCGGCACGCUCGGCUCCUCCACCUCGCCCUCCCACGUCGUCGUCCACCCGAGCCUGAGCGGCGACGUCUGGGUCUCGACCGACAAGGGCAUCUUCCACACGGCCGACAUGGGCAAGACCUUCACCGCGAUCUCGGGUCCGACCCAGGCGUGGGCGAUGGCGCUGGGCGCACCCAAGACGAGCGGCGGGUACCCCGCCGUGUUCGCCGCGGCGAACAUCGGCGGCGUCGGCUACUUCCGCUCCGACGACGCCGGCGCGAGCUGGGUGAAGAUCAACGACGCGGCGCACGGGUUCGGAUCGGCGGCGUCGAACUGCAUGGCUGCAGACCUGAACACCUACGGCCGGGUGUACAUAGGCACGAACGGACGCGGGAUCUUCUAUGGAGACGUGUCGGGUUCUGCGACGAGCCCGACCACGACGGCUACGACUACGACUACAACUUCGAAGCCUACGACCACCACUACGACCUCGAAAACUACGACCACCACUUCCAUGCCAACGACCACCACUACAACUUCGAAAUCCACGACGACGGUCUCGUCGACCACGACUUCGACUGCACCUACCUCCACCGGCACCUCGGCUGUUUAUGGACAGUGUGGUGGCCAAAGCUGGACCGGACCCACGGCUUGUGCUGCUGGUUCGACCUGUGUGAAGUAUAGCGACUUCUACUCGCAGUGUGUUCCCUCCUAA
This is a messenger RNA of Epithele typhae, 2538 nucleotides long. RefSeq lists its product as uncharacterized. The transcript is spliced from 11 exons. Lineage: Eukaryota; Fungi; Basidiomycota; Agaricomycetes; Polyporales; Epitheliaceae. Gene Ontology annotation, molecular function: protein binding; cellulose binding. The coding region runs from base 1 to 2538 and encodes 845 amino acids. The record is from RefSeq and is a predicted model, not a curated record. Gene Ontology annotation, biological process: xyloglucan metabolic process. Gene Ontology annotation, cellular component: extracellular region.